This is a messenger RNA of Theobroma cacao (cacao), 1207 nucleotides long. Its product is annotated as aquaporin PIP1-3. Gene Ontology annotation, molecular function: channel activity. NCBI's taxonomy places the organism in Eukaryota, Viridiplantae, Streptophyta, Magnoliopsida, Malvales, Malvaceae. Gene Ontology annotation, cellular component: membrane. The record is from RefSeq and is a predicted model, not a curated record. Gene Ontology annotation, biological process: transmembrane transport.
GACACUACAGUAUCCCAUCUAUAAAGUCACCAUAUUCUUCAGCUUUCUCUCAUCAGCUCUCAUUUGCCUUGGGUUUACUCCUGAGAAAGAGAGAAACAAGAAAGAAAAAGCUUCAACCUUUGCUUGUUGAGUGGGUGAAAGAAAAAUGGAGGGCAAAGAGGAGGAUGUUAAGCUAGGAGCAAACAAGUUCCCAGAGAGGCAACCUAUUGGGACAUCAGCCCAGACAGACAAGGACUACAAGGAGCCACCACCAGCACCAUUAUUCGAGCCUGGUGAACUCAAGUCAUGGUCUUUUUACAGAGCUGGCAUUGCAGAGUUUGUGGCCACUUUCUUGUUCCUUUACAUCACCAUCUUGACUGUCAUGGGUGUGUCUCAGUCUAAGACCAAGUGCAGUACUGUGGGUAUUCAAGGCAUUGCUUGGGCCUUUGGAGGCAUGAUCUUUGCUCUUGUCUACUGCACUGCUGGCAUUUCAGGUGGACACAUCAACCCAGCUGUGACCUUUGGGUUGUUACUAGCAAGGAAGCUGUCCCUUACGAGGGCAGUCUUCUACAUCAUCAUGCAGUGCCUUGGUGCCAUCUGUGGAGCUGGUGUAGUCAAGGGAUUCCAAGGAGACAGCCGAUAUGAGAUGUUGCGUGGUGGAGCUAACGUUGUGAACCAUGGCUACACCAAGGGUGAUGGUCUUGGUGCUGAGAUCAUUGGCACUUUUGUUCUUGUCUACACCGUCUUCUCUGCUACUGAUGCCAAGAGAAACGCCAGAGACUCUCAUGUUCCUAUUUUGGCUCCCCUUCCCAUUGGGUUUGCAGUGUUCUUGGUUCAUUUGGCCACCAUUCCCAUCACUGGAACAGGUAUUAACCCAGCCAGGAGCCUUGGAGCUGCCGUCAUAUACAACAAAGACCACGCAUGGGAUGACCAUUGGAUUUUCUGGGUUGGGCCCUUCAUUGGAGCUGCGCUUGCUGCAAUUUACCACCAGAUAAUCAUCAGGGCUAUUCCUUUCAAGGCCAGAGCCUGAAACGAUUAAUGAUCAUCUUGGGUCUCGCAUAGUUUCUUUUACAUGUUCUUCCUUUUUUGUUGUCGUCUUGCACUUUUCUACCGCGUAAUUUGCAUUGUGUUAAUGGUGUUAAUUAAUGUGUGUAAAUUAUCUAGAGUUUUGCUGUAUUGAGUUUAUUAAACUUGUUAAUGAAGGAUUCUUUUUAUCUUUCUGCUGCAA